UCCUGGGACUUGUUCUUUCUUUCGUGAAUCCCUCACCAGAAAGAGGAAUAGCAAUGGCGGACGCAGCUCCAGCCGCUCGUGGUGGAUUCCGUGGUGGAUUUGGCAAUCGUGGAGGUGCAGGUGACCGUGGGGGUCGUGGAGGCCGUGGGGGACGUGGUCGCGGCCGAGGCCGUGGACGUGGUCGUGGAAAGGAGGACCAGAAGGAAUGGAUCCCAGUUACCAAGCUGGGACGUCUGGUCAGGGACGGAAAGAUCCGCUCCCUCGAGGACAUCUACCUCUUCUCCCUCCCCAUCAAAGAGUACGAGAUCAUUGAUCAGUUCAUUGGGCCAUCCCUGAAGGAUGAGGUUCUCAAGAUCAUGCCUGUCCAGAAGCAGACUCGUGCUGGUCAGCGUACUCGAUUCAAGGCAUUCGUAGCCAUCGGAGACAGCAACGGUCACAUUGGUCUCGGUGUCAAGUGCUCCAAGGAAGUAGCCACCGCCAUUCGUGGCGCAAUUAUCCUCGCCAAGCUCUCAGUGGUUCCAGUGCGUCGUGGAUACUGGGGUAACAAGAUUGGUAAGCCCCACACUGUGCCGUGCAAGGUCACUGGCAAGUGUGGAUCCGUUCAGGUGCGUCUGAUCCCAGCCCCCAGAGGAACUGGUAUCGUCUCAGCCCCAGUCCCCAAGAAGCUUCUUCAGAUGGCUGGUAUUGAGGACUGUUACACAUCAGCACGUGGCUCCACCUGCACACUUGGCAAUUUCGCCAAGGCCACGUACGCUGGAAUCGCCAAGACCUAUGCCUACCUCACCCCAGACCUGUGGAAGGACAUGCCUUUGUCUGAGGCCCCCUACCAGGAACAUGCGGACUGGUUGUCCAAAAAUCACAGACCCGUUACUGGCCAACGGGCUGCCGAGGUUGUUUAAGACGUUUCAAUAAAUUGACACUGAAGACCA
This is a messenger RNA of Diachasma alloeum, 929 nucleotides long. It is a transcript of the gene RpS2, whose product is annotated as 40S ribosomal protein S2. Bases 54 to 899 code for a protein of 281 amino acids. Gene Ontology annotation, molecular function: RNA binding; structural constituent of ribosome. Gene Ontology annotation, biological process: translation. NCBI's taxonomy places the organism in Eukaryota, Metazoa, Arthropoda, Insecta, Hymenoptera, Braconidae. The record is from RefSeq and is a predicted model, not a curated record. The transcript is spliced from 3 exons. Gene Ontology annotation, cellular component: ribosome; cytosolic small ribosomal subunit.